AUGGUAUAUCUCCAUAGCUCAAUCUCGGUCUGCAAUUCCGUCGACCAAGCUCCUACAUUGAUCAUGGCGAACUCAGUUAACUCAUCAGAUUUGCAGACAAAAUCAAGGACAAGCCGAAGAUCUUACACAUCAUCAUCAUCACCAACAUGUUCCAAAUUCCCUGUCUGCGACGGAUCUCAAUCGGCUGCAAUCGAUGUCGUGAUUCUUAUCGCGGUGAUCAUGGCUUGUGGAUUCUUGUUCUUCCCUUACGUCAAACUCAUUACCCUCAAAUCGAUUGAGAUCUUUGCGGAGAUUUCUGUUUUAGUCAAAGAAGAGAUUUUGCAGAAUCCGGUCGUGUAUGGAUCAUUAGCUUUGAGCAUUUUCUGCGCUGCGAUCUCUACUUGGCUUGUUAUACUCUUAUGUACGAUGCAGAGAUGCGGGAAACCGAAUUGUAAAGGGCUUAGGAAAGCUGUUGAGUUUGAUAUUCAGCUAGAGACAGAGGAAUGCGUGAAGAGCUCCAAUAACAAUGGGAAGAACAACAAGAAGGGGAUGUUUGAGUUGCCUCGUGUCCAUCACCGUGAAUUGGAAGCCGAGCUGAAGAAAAUGGCACCGCCUAAUGGGCGAGCAGUGCUGGUUUUUAGAGCGAGGUGUGGUUGUUCUGUAAGGAGAUUAGUGGUUUCAGGGCCAAAGAAACAACAGAGGAAGAUCAAGAAAUGA
This is a messenger RNA of Arabis nemorensis, 696 nucleotides long. The record is from the annotation of a GenBank genome assembly. NCBI's taxonomy places the organism in Eukaryota, Viridiplantae, Streptophyta, Magnoliopsida, Brassicales, Brassicaceae.